Messenger RNA from Hansenula anomala, 2103 nucleotides. Its product is annotated as glycosyltransferase family 71 protein. The transcript has a single exon. Gene Ontology annotation, cellular component: Golgi apparatus. The coding region runs from base 1 to 2103 and encodes 700 amino acids. NCBI's taxonomy places the organism in Eukaryota, Fungi, Ascomycota, Saccharomycetes, Phaffomycetales, Wickerhamomycetaceae. The record is from RefSeq and is a predicted model, not a curated record. Gene Ontology annotation, molecular function: alpha-1,3-mannosyltransferase activity. Gene Ontology annotation, biological process: protein O-linked glycosylation.
AUGUCCCUCUUCAAAAUCAUCAACUUGGCUCAGGUCCAUGCUGCUAGAGGUGCUGAUUCGAUCCUUCGUUAUACAACCCGUUUUGGUAUUUAUAGAAUUCAAUUGUUUAAAACGUUGUUGAUUUCAACUUUGUUAUUGAUAUUCAUCACCCAGAUCUUCCAUUCUUUAAGCUCAUCAUCAUCAGAACAAGCUCAUAAGGAUCUUUUGGUCAUUAAACCUGAAGAUGUUUAUAACUCCCAUUAUGAUUCUUUAGUGGAUUUGCAAAACUUGGAACAUUUAGGUUUGAACCAAAGAUGUAAUACUUUUUUCGAAAAAUUAUCAUCAAGUCAAGAUUUCAAAGACUUUGAUUGGUUUAAUGCAAAUUUAAAAGAUGUGAAAAUUGUACCAAAAUUGAAAACUUUCAUAGAACAAAAAAAACUGGAACAUAAACAAGAUGAUAAGAUUCCAAAUGAUAAAAUAAAAGAAUGGGAAAAGGAAUAUAAUUCAAAUUUCAGUAAUGAUAAGAUAUAUAUGAAAAGAUUACUUGAUUUCAUUUCAAAUCUAAGAAUCUAUGGAACUUGUUAUAUUGAAAAUAAUCUAUUCAAUGAAAUUACAGGUGCUAAAAAGGCUUAUAAUUUAUUUUGGGAUGAUGAAGCUAAAAAGGAUUUAACAAAUUCAAAUACCUUCCAAAUCUCAAAUGAAUUAGAAAUUAGAUUAUUCCCAUGGAUUACUAAAAUUUAUCCAGUUUUCAAGCAUGGUUUAAAACAAUUGAGUGUUGGAUUACCUCAGAUUUCCAAUGAUGCUGAUAAUGAUGACCAGGAUUUCAAUUCAAAAUCUUCAUUCCUGUACAAUUAUAAACAUGGGUUGAAUGGGAAAGGUAUUGUUAUUCCAAUUUAUGAUUCUUCAGAUAUAAAAUAUCUCUUCAAAAUUUCCAAAACUCUAAGAUUUAUUGGGAAUAAAUUACCAAUUCAAAUUGUUCAUAAAGGUUUAAUUGAUGAAGAUGAUGAAAAGAAAAUCUAUGAAGCAUUUACCAAAGAUAUAGAUGGUGAUGAAUUCUUCCAUACAGAUAUAAUUGAUUCAUUACCAAAUGGAUAUGAUACAACUUUAUCAAAACAAGAUAUAUAUUUUGUUGAUAUUAAAAUGUCAAUCACUGAUAUUUAUUCCAAAUCAAUUAUGAAUCGUGUCAAAUUUAAAAAUUUUGCCAUCUUGUUUAGUUCAUUCCAAAAAAUCAUAUUAUUAGAUCCAUCAAUUUUACCAUUCAAUAAACUAACAACUUUAUUACAAAAUGAACAAUUCAUUCAAUCAAAUUCAUUAUUUUUCCCAGAUUUGAGAUAUUCAACACCUGCAAAACUAAAUGAAGUUGAAUUCUUUACAGAUUUAUUACCAAAUAAAGUUGAUUCUCAUUUCUUUGGUAUUGAACAAGUUUCAUCAGAUUUCGUCAAAUCUUCAAGAUUUUUCCACAAGAAUUUUGCCCAACUGGUUAACAAUGAUGUUGUUGUGUUAAACAAACGUGAUAAUUUCCUUGGUGUGUUGUUAUCUUUAAGUAUUAGUCACCUACCAUUGAAAUUUGAAACUCCAUUCAUUGAAAAUGAAUUUGUUUGGUUAGGUUCUUUAUUAUCUGGUGAGAAGGUUUAUUUCCAUGACACUCCAACAAGUUUAAUUGGUACUUUUACUGAUGAUUCAAAUAGACGUAUUAAAUUAUCAGCUUCCAAAGAGAUUUGUUCAAGUCAUAAAGGUGUUUUCGAUAAUGAUAAUUCAACUUUAAUAUUCAUUACCAAUGGUGCUUUUAAUUGUGAUGAAGAUAAUAUUGAAUUGGAAAAAGAUGUUGAUAAACCAUUUUUCAGAGGAUUUGAAGGUAAAGUGGAAAGUUUAAAGAAAUGGCAAUUGGAAAAGACAAGUUUUAAAGCUGCCAUAAUUCCAGUGGCUCAAGAGUUUCAAGUGCCAAAUAAGAUUGAUGAAGUUGCUGUUUCGAUAUCUAAUGAAGAGCAUUAUUGUAAUAAUCAAAUGUUGUGUGUUUAUGAUAUAUUGGGUGCUAAAGAUGAUGCCCAAUACCAUGGUCAAGUUAUUGAGAUUGAUUCUAACCAACAUCAAGUUGUUGAAUAUAUUGAAAAGUUGUGGUCAUAA